UGGACCUCCAGCAUUGAAUACCCCCGCCGGAAUGGUGCGGCGGUAUGGCGUGUGGGCCGAGUACUCUGCAGGAGACGGAUGGACUUAUUUUUACAACGAAGAGACCAAAGAGAGCGCAUGGGAGAUGCCCAUUGAGGUGCGUGAGGCGCGAGGCGAGAUGCAGGCGAUGCUGAAGACAGCGCUGGCGUUUUCUGGGGAAUGGGGCGCAUUCGAUGCCGGGUUUGGCACAAUCUACUACUUUCACCUUCCGUCCAAACACAGUUCAUGGGAGCGACCGCCAGAGUGGGGACAAGAACCAGAGAUCACAUAUGCUGAGCUAGCUAUGCAGCAAGAGGCCAAGCAGGCGCACGAGAUCGCUAGACCACUUCCUCCAUCGGCACCUGACUCUACCACCACGACAGAAACGACCGAAGACGACAAGACCGCCUCCGAAGAAACAGAAGAAGAGCGCGCCGAGAGCAUCCAGCGCAUCGAAGCCUUUCGUCAGAUGCUCCGCGACAAGCAAAUCAUGCCAUACUGCAAGUGGGAGGCAGCGUUGCCACGCAUUGCGCUGGACGAUAGGUUUCGCGCCAUUCCAACGAUGGACGAGCGCCGCGCGAUCUACGAGCACUUUCUCAAGCAUCGCAAGACCGAGAUCGCCAAGGAAGGCAAGGCCAACUUCAAAAUCGCUCGCAAAGCCUUUCGAGAUGGCUUGACGCAAGCCCUGGACCAGUUCCCCCUCGACCAGAUAUCAACGAAGAAGAAGCCAUUUCAUGCCUUCAUGACUUGGUUCUCGUCCACACUUCCAGAGGUGCUCGCCACAUUGGACCAUGCUCGCGACGUGCUGUCGUUGUCGGAUCAAGAAAAAGUGUACCAGAAAAAGAUGGAUGAAUGGCAUCCGGUGGCAUUGCUGCGCCAUGCGGAAGAGAAACGACUGAAGAGUCACUUUGACGACCAUCCUGAGUGGUUCAGGGACGGAAAGGAAUGGGACGACUCGAUGGUGAUGCCUGACCUGUUGGUGCGAUGGCCGCCGGCCGCGCAGCAGGUGGUGUUUGAAGCGUGUCAAGGGACGUUCCAAGCAAGACGCAACGGAGCCAUGAGUGCCAACGACUUGAGGAAAUAUGGCGGGGGGGCGGCAAAGCCUUCGGCGACGACCACGAUCGCGUCGUUGGGUGGCAAGGAUGACGUGUCAAAUACAGGAUCGAAGCGAGACAGAUCGCCGUCACCGCAUCGAGUGUCCAAGGAUGACCGGCACGUUCGACGCCGAGGUGACGAUUAAUACAGUUGCCGCGCCCAUUUCUCACGCUGCAAAGUUUCGCUUGGCGUCGGAAUAUGCAGCGACGGGGCAUGAACUCCUCGCAUUAAAGUUAC
Aphanomyces invadans is the source of this 1350-nucleotide messenger RNA. RefSeq lists its product as hypothetical. Gene Ontology annotation, cellular component: nucleus. Gene Ontology annotation, molecular function: transcription coregulator activity; RNA polymerase binding. Lineage: Eukaryota; Oomycota; Saprolegniomycetes; Saprolegniales; Verrucalvaceae. The record is from RefSeq and is a predicted model, not a curated record. The coding region runs from base 32 to 1258 and encodes 408 amino acids. The transcript has 4 exons.